AUGGGUUCUAUAUCACAUAUGAAGUUGCGGCGCGCCCCGUUGAAGACCACCGGGGCGAUCGACCACCUCGAAUAUGUCGAUGUGACACCCAUAAUCGGGCGUGAAUACCCCACGGCUAAGCUCAAGGAUAUGCUAAAUGCCCCCAAUGCGGACGACCAGAUUCGAGACCUUGCCAUUACUAUCUGCGAACGUGGCGUUGUUUUCUUUCGCGCGCCUCAAGACGAUUUAACCGUUGAAGAGCAGAAAAAGAUCACAUACCUCUUGGGCAAGUUGACGGGCAGACCUGAGGACCAUGGUUUACAUGUUCAUCCUCUCUACAAUGAUCCCAACAACAUUCCCAUGGCGGACGGAACAACCGAUGAGAACAUCUAUGUUAUCAACUCGGAAGCUAUGAAGAAACUAUAUGCGACGAUGAAGAAUCGACCAAACAGCUCGAGCGAGCCGAGAGAUUUGGGACGAGAAUGGCACAGUGACUGUCUCUUCGAGGAGUGCCCAGCGGAUUUCAGUUUCUUACGGAUGCAAGAUACACCACCAUCUGGUGGAGACACACUUUGGGUGUCUGGUUAUGAGCUCUAUGACCGCCUCUCACCACCUUUUGCCGCUUUCCUCGAGACCCUGACCGCCACCUGUGCUCAGCCUGUAUUCAAAUCUGCAUCCGAAGCAGGCGGUUACGAACUGAUGUCCCCCCGCGGCUCGCCCUUGAAUUUCGGCGAUAAAUUCGCCCCUGUGCACCCUGUCAUUCGCACCAACCCCGUGACGGGGUGGAAGUCUCUUUUCGCCGGCGUCGGGCUACAUGUUACACGAAUCAACGAUGUCUACAACUAUGAGGACCAGAUGAUCCGCGAUUAUGUCCUGAGGCUCAUCACCCGCAAUCAUGACUGUGUGGCGAGAAUGCAUUGGACCAAACAGGCCUGUGCUAUCUGGAGUAACUCAUGCACUUUGCAUGCCGCAACGUCCGCGCCGUCCGAUGCUUCAAGCUUGGCUGCCCCUUUAUAA
This is a messenger RNA of Fonsecaea nubica, 996 nucleotides long. RefSeq lists its product as hypothetical. The transcript has 5 exons. The record is from RefSeq and is a predicted model, not a curated record. Bases 1 to 996 code for a protein of 331 amino acids. Gene Ontology annotation, molecular function: 2-oxoglutarate-dependent dioxygenase activity. NCBI's taxonomy places the organism in Eukaryota, Fungi, Ascomycota, Eurotiomycetes, Chaetothyriales, Herpotrichiellaceae. Gene Ontology annotation, cellular component: cytoplasm.